AUGGCGUUUCGCCUGUCUAGACAAUUGUUUAAAUCCAUACCAAUUCCACAAUUUACCACAAAUAGACUAGAUAGGAGAAUGAAUGCUGCAGAAUUGGAUCGAUGCUACUAUUACUAUGCAAAUUUGGCAAUCAUUUUUGUAACUUUCCUGCCUAUUGCUUACAUGAAAAAGGUUAAUUACUGGUCAUGUGAAGAGAACCAGAGAUUGUCGUACAUUUUAGACUAUCACAACAGGAGGCGAUUGCAGCCGAACGAUGAAAAUUUGUUUGCAAAAUCUUGA
Babesia microti strain RI is the source of this 279-nucleotide messenger RNA. Its product is annotated as conserved Plasmodium protein, unknown function. The transcript has 3 exons. The record is from RefSeq and is a predicted model, not a curated record. Lineage: Eukaryota; Apicomplexa; Aconoidasida; Piroplasmida; Babesiidae. The coding region runs from base 1 to 279 and encodes 92 amino acids.